UGGAUUAUACAAAUGGGUGUGUAUAAUCUACCAAAGAAGGAAAAACAGCCAUUUUAUAACGUCUUAGUGGAAGAUGGAACAGACAGAUAUGCAGCUCAAGAAAAUUUAGAGUUAGCAGAGGAGCCAUACAUGAUAUCUCACUCAAGUGUGGGGAAAUACUUUGAUUGUUUCACUGGCAGUUACUAUGAAGCCAAUGCAGAGCUCCUCAGACGAUAUCCACAAGAUUUGACUGUUACAAUAAAUACUGUACAAGCCGCUUCUCAAUAAAUUCAGUGAUUUUAUAAUAUUUAUUGUAUUACCAUGGUAACUGAAGGUAGGUCACUACAGUAUUCCAACCUCUACAUUGUCAAGAGUCUGUUUGUGACCAGGAUUCAGAAUUGUGUUACCAUGGUAACUGAAUGUAGGUGAUGUCACUACACUCAGUAUUUCAACCUCUUCAUUGCCAUGAGUUUGUUCGUGCCAAGGAUUCUGAAAUCUACAGUGUAUUGUUUGAUACAUCUACAGAGAGGAAUGAUGUUUGAAGCUCCAACGAUGCACAGAUGAUCUGACAAGACAAGACUUUGAGGAAACAAAUAACAAACAUAUAGACCAAUCUGCUUCAAUAUUUUCAUAUCAUUCACUCAGGACUUUUUACUGUAUCAAAUACUUUUAAUCAUCAAUGACUAGAAUUAAUUCAGGUCCUUCUACUUUUCUUACUCAAAAUUCAAUUGUGGGUUUCUGUGUCAUAUUUUUGUCAGAGUAUGUACAUUAUGUAAAACCUGCAAGUACAUUAUUGGACUGUUUAAGUUAGAUGGUAAGAACAUACAAUUCUAAUGUAAUGUCAUGUGAUAAGCUUAAUAAACAUUACCAGUAGGUACACAGGGACCCUGAGA
Saccoglossus kowalevskii is the source of this 872-nucleotide messenger RNA. Its product is annotated as F-box only protein 21-like. NCBI's taxonomy places the organism in Eukaryota, Metazoa, Hemichordata, Enteropneusta, Harrimaniidae. The record is from RefSeq and is a predicted model, not a curated record. Gene Ontology annotation, molecular function: DNA binding; protein binding.